Messenger RNA from Miscanthus lutarioriparius, 438 nucleotides. NCBI's taxonomy places the organism in Eukaryota, Viridiplantae, Streptophyta, Magnoliopsida, Poales, Poaceae. The record is from the annotation of a GenBank genome assembly.
AUGAAGCGCCGGCGCAGUGACAGCGAGUUUCAGGCUGCCAAGGAGACGAAGCGCCAGGAGGAGGCGCAGCUCGCGCGGUCGGCGCUCUCGCGCUACGAGUCCGACAAGGCUUUCCGCUUCCUCUACGAUAGCGUGGCUGAGAUGUUUGCCGAGAUGCUAAAGUCCGACGUCGAGCACCUGCGCGUGGGGGACACCACCAAGAUCGGACUCACGGCCAAGUGGUGCCCGUUGAUCCGCUCGUUCUACGGCCGUGCGACCCUGCUCUGCGAGGCCAUAGCCCGCCUCAUAUUCCCGCACGAGUCCAGCCAGGAGUACCUCAACAUCUCGGACAAGCACUACGCCUACCGCGUCCGUGACCAGCUCCCGCCGCGAGGUGCUGGUGCCGCUGCGCAAGGCCCUCGAGCUCCCGGAGGUGUACAUGUGCACGUCCAAGUUUGA